This is a messenger RNA of Contarinia nasturtii (swede midge), 1735 nucleotides long. Its product is annotated as sorbitol dehydrogenase-like. The coding region runs from base 440 to 1522 and encodes 360 amino acids. The transcript has 2 exons. Gene Ontology annotation, molecular function: L-iditol 2-dehydrogenase (NAD+) activity; zinc ion binding. Gene Ontology annotation, biological process: D-sorbitol catabolic process. The record is from RefSeq and is a predicted model, not a curated record. NCBI's taxonomy places the organism in Eukaryota, Metazoa, Arthropoda, Insecta, Diptera, Cecidomyiidae.
AUUACUGGCUCAGUUAAUUAAUUUGGGACGUUUUUGGUUUAAUCAAGUUGAAUUUUUCUUUACUGGAAUCGAGUGAAAAAUUAAGCAAAUCAACUUUAAUCACAGUUGGCUAUAGCCAAAAACGUCCCAAAAUAGUCGCCUGUUUAAAAUCAGAAAGUCGAGUGGCUAGAUUGUUUUAGUUAACAAAAUUCAUUUUCAGUUGAUUUUAGCUAUUUAGUCAGUCAAUUUUUUUCCAUACGGGUUGAACGUUUUUAUCUCUUAUUCGCUUUGAUUGCAGAAGUUUCGAAAUUUUGUGUAUAAAAUAAGCAAUAAUCUGUUGCAAUACUCUAAAGCCUUUUCUACUUUCACCGUGUCAAAAAGGCCAAUUUUUAGCAGAAAUCGUCCGUUAAGACACCACAAGAAAAAAAUAAAAUUUAAAAUAAAAGUUUUACAUUGAAAUAUGUCGGUUGAUAAUUUAACAGCAGUAUUGUAUGGAAUCGAAGAUCUUCGAUUGGAGCAGCGUCCAUUGCCCGAAAUUGCUGACGACCAAGUGUUAUUACGAAUGGAUUCCGUUGGAAUUUGUGGUUCCGAUGUUCAUUACUUGGUCGAUGGUCGUAUCGGUGAUUUUAUUGUAAAAAAUCCAAUGAUCAUUGGUCAUGAAUCGUCCGGUGUGGUACAUAAAAUCGGCAAAUCGGUGACAAAUUUAAAAGUUGGUGAUCGAGUGGCAAUCGAACCAGGUGUACCGUGUCGUUAUUGUAGCGAUUGCAAAGAAGGUCGUUAUAAUUUGUGUGCGCAUGUUAUUUUCUGUGCAACACCACCGCACGACGGAAAUCUUACACGAUACUAUGCACAUGCGGCCGAUUUUUGUUAUAAGCUUCCCGGCCAUGUCAGUAUGGAAGAGGGUGCAUUAAUGGAACCAUUGUCCGUUGGUAUUCAUGCUUGUCGCCGUGGAAAUGUGGGAUUUGGUAAAAAUGUGCUAAUUCUUGGCGCAGGUCCAAUUGGAUUAUCAGCGUUAAUUGCGGCCAAAUCAAUGUCAGCCGAAAAUAUCAUCAUCACUGAUAUUAUUGCGGAUCGGCUGAAAUUGGCCAAAGAAUUGGGUGCUGCACAUACAUUACUUGUGAAAAACGAUGAGCAUGAAGAUGAUUUAGUAAAAAAAGUGCAUGAGAAACUCGGUUGCGCACCAGAUAUAUCAAUCGAUUGCAACGGACGACAAGCAAGCACUCGAUUGGGCAUAAAAGCCACAAAAUCCGGUGGUUGUGUGGUUAUUGUUGGUAAUGGACCACCAGAGGUUACUGUACCUUUAAUUGCCGGUUCGACUCGCGAGGUUGAUAUUAUUGGCGUAUUUAGGUAUUGUAACGAAUAUCAAUAUGCAUUGGAAAUGGUGUCAAACGGUAAAAUCGAUGUCAAAAAAUUAAUAACACAUCAUUUUGAUAUUAGUGAAACGAAAGAAGCGUUUGAUACAGCACGCUAUAAUCGUGAUGGAGCCAUUAAAGUUAUGAUUCAUUGCACUCCACGCAAUGAAAAUAAUCCAAAACCAUUUUAAGUUCAUAAUUUUUUUUGCGUUUUAUUUGCCAAAUUUCAUUUUUGAAAUCAAUAAUCAAUAAGUUGGCUGAUGAUUCUUUUAUCAGUUUUGUUUUUGUUCCAUUUAACAAUUGUUAAUCUGCCAAAACGAUGUAUACAUUUACUCUAGUUGCUUCAACUGUACACAAAAAUUUGACUAUAAAUGAAUAGAUAAUAAAUUUCAGUUCACUUUCAA